AUGAUUCAAGCUGGAACGUCGGUCCAAGAAGCUUACAAUCGUGGUGUCCAAGAACUCCAGUCGGCGAAUGUGGUUGAACCAGAAGCGUCCAUGCCUCAGCUACUGGCGAGUGCACUAAAUUUGGAUUGGGAAACUGGAUAUCGAACUGUCCUGCAACCACAGACGCUGAGGCAGAAAUUGACCAAGGAGCAGGCCAGUACCUUGUCCAAGCUUCUCGAACGAAGGCUGAAUCAUGAGCCCGUUCAGUAUAUCUUGGGACAGUGGGACUUUUUGGAUUACGUCGUGGCAAUUCGACCUCCUCUCCUUUGUCCACGACCAGAAACAGAGGAAUUGGUUCAGCUGGUUGUUCAGGAUGCCAAGAAGAUGAGAAUAGAAACUGGGAAGGAGCAGCUGAAGAUCUUGGAUGUUGGCUGCGGUACUGGUGUCAUUGGUAUUUCCUUAGUGGAUCUGCUUCAUGAUGCCAAGGUCCAUGCCAUUGACAUAGACCCAAUUGCUGUGGAAACGAGUUUGGAGAACGCGAGACGUAUUCUGAGCGAAAGCACAGUUGAUAGGUACCAGUGCAGCUUGACUCCUGUGGCAGAAUAUUUCAUCGAGUCGGACGAGGACCCCUAUGAUAUGCUUGUCAGCAACCCGCCGUACAUUCCCACGAGUGAUUAUAACGAUUUAUCACCGGACGUCAUUAACUUUGAAUCCAGGGAUGCCUUGGAGGCCGGAGAAGAUGGAUUGGCUGUGAUUAUAGAUAUCAUAAAAGGCAUGAGAAGAUGGUGUAAGCCUGGUGCUCCCUGUUGGAUGGAAGUAGAUCCGACACACCCCAAGUUGAUAGAAGAACUGCUGACAUCGAGCGACAAGAAGGUGGCAGAAUGGGGUGUUGAAUUUGUUUCUUCUCACAAGGAUAUGUUCGGAAAGGAUCGCUUUAUCAAACUACAAUUUGAGGAUAAGAAGGAUUAA
Molecule: messenger RNA, 948 nt
Organism: Cylindrotheca closterium
Lineage: Eukaryota; Bacillariophyta; Bacillariophyceae; Bacillariales; Bacillariaceae
Source: the annotation of a GenBank genome assembly